This is a messenger RNA of Pseudogymnoascus verrucosus, 327 nucleotides long. RefSeq lists its product as uncharacterized. The transcript has 3 exons. NCBI's taxonomy places the organism in Eukaryota, Fungi, Ascomycota, Leotiomycetes, Thelebolales, Thelebolaceae. The coding region runs from base 1 to 327 and encodes 108 amino acids. The record is from RefSeq and is a predicted model, not a curated record.
AUGUCAAUCUACGUAGUCGCAAUCAUCACCCCGGCGCCAGGCAAAGAAGAGUUGGUCAAAUCGCUCCUCGCCGACUUCGCCAACACCGUUAAAACCAACGAGCCAAAUGCAGUGAGAUAUCUUGUGUUGGAGCAAUACGACGGUCACGAGGGUGAAUUAUGCAAGCUCGUUGUGCAGGAGACUUAUCAUACACAAGAAGCCUUCGAUGAACAUUUCAAGACAGAGCAUUUCGCCGCGCUAGGGAAGUUGAUUGGUGAGGGUGGGUUGCUAGCCAGGCCGCUGGAUAUCAAGAAGGUGAGGCCGUUUGGAGGAUUUGAAAGCCGAUAG